GCAAAACCUUGCUACCCCGGCAUUUGCAAACUUCCCGAUUGUUUCUGUAGCGGCACGGAAAUCCCUGGAAACCUAUCCGUAUCAUCGAUCCCUCAGAUUGUCUUCGUCUCCUUUGAUGCUUUUGUCAGUUCUGCACCGUUUUUCUUCUACGAAACACUCUUUGAUGGAAGCUUAAAGAACCCAAACGGGUGUAAUAUCUCGGCUACCUUCUUCGUUUCACAUGAAUACACUAAUUGUUGUGAGAUUCAAGAUCUGUACAGUCAACGUCACGAAAUUGGGCACAAUUCGAUAUCUUGCCUACUACCCUCAUCAUGGUGGGCAAACGCUACCCAAGAAGGACAGAGAGAGGAAAUAUUAGGGAUGAGGGACAUUCUGAGAAAAUGGGGAAACGUGAAGGCUGAAGAUGUUAAGGGUUACCGGGCUCCAUACAUCCAAGUCGGUGGAAACAUGGAGUUUAAAGUACUGAAGGAUGAAGGCUUCUUGUAUGAGUCUUCAAUGCCAACGCAGAAGUUCACGGAUCCACCCUUAUGGCCAUACACACUUGACUAUCGCUCAAGUCAGGACUGUCAAAUCCCACCCUGUCCAAAUGGUAUGUAUGCGUCUAAAUUGGAAGUAUUUGACCAAGCAGGUCGAAAAAGUGGGUAACUUUACAGUUGAUAUGGAGAGUGUUUACUGCUAACAAAACGAACCUUCUUGAUAUGUUUGGGUGGGGACGUUUCCUAGGUGGAUCAUUAAAGAAUCGAAGAGAGAAUGAAUGGUGAUUGAAUGACUGACAGAAUUGUGAAUGGGUACACGAAGGAAAUGAAUUAAUUAAACGACUGAAUGGAUGGAUGGAUGGAUGGAUUGCUGGAGUAAGGAAUUAAGGGAGAUAAAGAUAGAUAGAUAGAUGGAUCCCGGGGGAAAGAUGUGGGCAUGAAAGAGUACAGGAAAGAGGGGAAAGCACAAAUGAGCUACUUAUGAACAACACUAACCCAUUUUCCUUAAUUUCUGUCUCCCUUCAGAUACUUUUCCAGGUUUGUGGGAAAGUACCCUUAGUUGAUUAUUACGAUACAAAAGGAAAACUUUGUAAUUUCGUUGUUUCCUGUACACCGCCUGCCUCAGUGGACGAAGUCAUCAAGUUGUUCGAGUCCAAUUUCCAGAAACACUACACCACAAACAGGGCGCCCUUCCUCAUACCGCUGGAACCAAAAUGGCUUCAGAAUAACAUGUACUUUGAAGGUUAGUUCUACAUGUAUGUGUGGGCUUCCUUGCUCUUGGCUGGUUGCAUGACUGAUACCCAUGUUGGCAAAGAUUGUCAGUAAAUUUUUACAUUUCUUCACCUGAAAUGAAAUGACAAUAAUCCUAAACUGGUGACCGUACCGAUUUUAACAAAACUUGUUAGUUUCGCCAUGCUCGGUACCGAACCUGAGAUCAGGUCCAAUUUUAUAGAUGCUUUCACGCACUCUCUCUUACGUAGUCUCGCCUGAUUUCAGGUAACCAUGCUCCAACACUAAGCCUUCGAAAAUAAUUAUGUAAGCAUAGGUGUUAUGCAUGGUUUUUGGCACCUAAUCCUCCACUGAUAUGUACAGUAGGUAAGCCUAAAAGGGGAACUCCCGCAUAACGAAAUGCGACACCCCAGCCCCUCCUCCAUGCCCCGCUAGCCAGUGCAAAGAAUGUUACUAUGCCGACCGACAGCGCUUGAUGAGCACAUGCGCACCAGCAUGUCCAUCCUAUUACCCAUGGGUUGGACAUAUGCCAGAAACUAACCUGUAAAAGCACUAUCUCGAACGAAACAAAAAUGAGAACUUUUAACAUCUUCAUUGUACCAAAACAAGAGGGGUAGAUUAAAAGCAAAAGGUAAAAAUUUUAUCAAUUAAAGGGAUACCCAAGAAAUCACGCUUAUUUUUUUCCUUACGGCGCAAUCCCGGUUACUUUAACUGACUUUAGAAUUAUGUAAUUUUGUAAAAUUUUAUUUGAUGCUGGCCAUACCGCGGCGUUGGUACCGUGUGCUUCAGUGCUGAAAUAGGUGUUGUUUACAAUUUUUGGGGGCACGCAGGUCAAUUUUUCUGAUCCCAUCUCCAUAUGCAUGCCGUGGGAGAACUGUUCUGCGGUUCCCAACCAACAGCUACCAUUUGUCUACGGUAGAGCUGGCGCUUAAAGCAGUGCUCUUGCACUUGCCUCGGCAGUAAUCUGUGGGGUCGUUAAAAGCAGUUCUGUGACACCUGACGCGGGUAAGAGUUCUGCUGUAUGCAGUUAUCGUAUAUCCUUAAUUUUUUCAACUACACUUCAUUGUAACUACUUUCUAGUGAUCUGUAAAUAAAUUAUUUAAAAGAAAAAAAAAAAUGUCAAAAAAAAAAAAAGUUCUCUGCAUUGUGGGACUCGUUAGCUUAUAGUAAUAUAGCAGUCCUUGCACGCCCGACUGUUCAGGUGCCCCGUUGGGCGGGGAACGUUUCCGGGGGGCCACGUUCAAUUCCUGGGCGAUUUUGGCGUACUGGUGUACCCUCUUUCAGGCGAUGCUCGGCAGAGCCAUCGCACUCCGGCUCUGUUAAAUAUCUUGAUGUUGUUCGGCCAUUGCACCGACCAUUGCAGUACCGGGUCCGAGGCUGGGGACGCCUGAAAAACAAAACAAAAAACUGGCGCCUCUUACACCGCGCAUUUCCUUUUGCCCUGGACCUUUUAAGCGUAAUUGCAGUUCGACAUCCUUUUGCUCGUUUUGUCCACACAAUAAACGUGAGAAAUUAACGCAUCUAUUAAGUAUUGGGCCGGGGGCAAGGGGGCAGGGGAUAUGUACACGUUUAUAUGUGUGAAUUGAUGGAACGAGUUUCGCGCACGUGGAAUAAAAAGUAUAAUGUGUGGGCGGUCAUCAGAUAUUGGAAAGUAUUUUAAAAACUUUCCUAUUACUAAUAAGACAAAAUUGCAAAAAAACUUUACCAGUGAAAUUUAAACAACAAAAUAAAUAAUGAAAACAUUUACAUAAUAUAGAACUGCUGGAAUUAAUCACGCUCAAAUGCAUUGGCAGAAAACACUGCCUGAAUGUUAAUCAUAUUUUUUGAUUUACGCUGCUGGGCGCGAGGAGAUUGGGGAGCUAUGCGGAAAGUCCCAGUUAAAAGUGAUGCCCAUUUUUCUUGUUACAAACGGGAAUUGACUUAUUUAGAGACCACAAUAGAGGAAAUCACAGCCCAACUUCAAAAUGGUACUUAUUUUUCAAUCUUUUUUGUGUCUAAGACGUGUGUAACUUUGUGCGUUCAAGCUCAACACGUCUCCAGUUAUUUGGAAUUUUUAAAAUUCUAGUGGCUUUGCGAUCGGGAAUUUGCACAUCCUGUAUUUGCUGGUGAUAGUAUAGAUUUUUAUCAGAUUACGCUUUAUAUUUCACCGAGAGAGCUUUCUUGUAGACGUAGAUAAUCCGUAGAGACCUUUAUCACAUAAACAGUGACGUGUGUAUUUCCGCACACUUUUACUGAGAGGGCGGUUGUGUUUGUGAUGCAAUAAAUUCAUACAAUGUACUCAUUUAGAAUUCUGUUUUAUUUUUCUUUUGUUUCUGACUGAACCACAGCUGUUAGAAUUUAUUUUCAUUAUGUUUAAUUUGUUUUGGUUCCGUUACCGUAUUUAUGCGAUACAGUUAAGUUUGUUUGGCCAGAUAGAACUCCAUAUUUUUAAAUUAAAUUUAAAGGAAUGACUUUCAUAUGCCGUACUCGCAAUAUAAAAGUGGGCUAUACAUGUAUACACGUCCUCAGAGACUUGUCAAACUGCUUAAGGUUCAUGAUGAGAUGAGGAAGUAAUCUCCAUCGUCACCAGGACUCGCCGAGGCAUCUUUUGAACAAGCACGCCGUGAGAAUAAUCACAAUAUUAUCCAAAGCGUGCUAUUACUUUUUUCUCUUCUAGCCCCAAUCCCUUCUAAAUCGGGUUUUUCCUACUGCUAGAUUCGUUUUGGGCAGCCCCGUCUAAUAAGUACCGUUCUUGGUACUUCCUCGUUUAUUUUAGCGAAGAAAAAUAACUAGCUACGGGGAAAAGCCCACGGCAAGCAUUGUGUCAGUAACACAACCCGAGAAUUUUUUCUCGUGGUUUUCUUAAUUCGUUGAGUUCAAGCACGUUUUUGCGAACAGGAAUUUGCAUUGGGUUAUAGCGAGUCACAUCCUCUAACAAAACAGUAGUUUUAAAACGAUUGUAUUUCGAUUAUGUGGUCAGUUAAGAAGGAGAUAGGUGAGAGAAAACUCCAGGGACAACUGGAAGUAGUGGCUUUUGAUACAUCAAAAUUUCAAUUGCAUUUAACUCAUUUCCAUUGCAUUUUUGACUAUAAUGAUAUUAUUGUUAAAAAGAUAUGUUAUUGUUAUUGAUAUAUAAUUGCAACAUUCACUACAUGCCACUGUAUAACAAUCCGGGGGGGUGGACACUCCGCAUAUGAAAGGGGUGGAGACGCUCGUCGUCUCGCUUAGGGGUGUAAAUUUCGGAUUUUAGUCUCACUUAGGGUUUUCUGGGCAAAACGAUAUCAUAUUUAGCCGUGAAGGUCUCGUUUAGGGUUGCACGCGAAAAAAUAUAAAAAAAUGUAUAUCGACUGCAUUUUAACAUGGUCUCUUUUAGGGGUCAAAAAAAGCUUAGGCCACGCCCAAGUCGGUCUCCGUUAGGGAUUUACUUCAAAAUUUCUGACGAGCAUCCCCAGCCCUUUCAUAUGCGGAGUCCCUCCCCCGGGAUAACAAUAUACUUCCACAAAGCUGCCACCUACUUUUGCUGUAAGUUUAUUGAUUACCUUGGCAAAAAGCCACAGGAAGGAACUGUUUACGUAUUGGUCUCAUCCAGGACUUAACGACAGGUUUCCUAAGAAACCUUAACAUUGCAGCCCGACAUAGCGCUUUCAAGACGAGCGUCAUGAUAUUCUUAGAUGCCAGUGUUUUUGUAAUGAUAUAGGAGGAGAUAAUAUAAACUUUAGACAAGACCAGUCAGACCAGUCGAGCUCUUGGGACCGAGACAGUUAUCGGCAACACAGAAAAAGUCAGUGUCAUAACUGACGAUGUCUUCAUUGCGAAUUGGUGCGUUGUUUUCUCUCACUCUCACUCUUAGCCUUACAUCCCAGUCGGUUGUUUGUGGCGAUCCAGCAAAACCCUGCAACCCCGACAUUUGCAAACUUCCCGAUUGUUUCUGCAGUGGCACUGAAAUCCCUGGUAAUUUACCUGCAUCAUCGAUCCCUCAGAUUGUCUUCAUCUCCUUUGAUGGUGCCUUUAAUAAUGAUCAGUAUGAUCCAGACGACUUAAAGCAUUUCUUCAAUGACUACCGCUUAAAGACCUUAAAGAACCCAAAUGGAUGUAAUAUCUCGGUUACAUUCUUUCUAUCUCAUUUCUACACCAAUUAUUGCGCGGUUCAAGAUCUGUAUAGUCAGCGUCACGAAAUCGCCGUCAAUUCGAUAUCUCGCCGACUCCCAAAAUCAUGGUAGGCGAACGCUACCGUAAAAGAGCAGACACAGGAAAUAGGAGGUAUGAGGAGACUUCUGCAAAAAAUGGCACAUGUGAAGGCUGAAGAUGUGAAAGGUUACCGCGCUCCAUACAUGCAAGUUGGUGGUAACACAGAGUUUAAAGUACUGAAAGACUUGGGAUUUCUGUAUGAAUCUUCAAUGCCAACACGAAACUUUAUAGAUCAGCCACUUUGGCCAUAUACACUUGACUAUCGCUCAACUCAGGGUUGCGAAAUCCAGCCCUGCCCAACAGGUAUGUAGUCUUAGAAGCAAGAGAGAUUUGUACUAAAUUAACCUGAGCCUUUGCCCAGAAAGUUACUUAUGGCAAGCAACAACUUUAUUAACACGAAAGAAAUGCAUAAUACAUUCACAAUACUAUACAUAUAGCAAACGCUAUUCAACGCAUGCGCAGGCAGGGAGGGAACGUUUGUUACAUUUUAUACAAAAAAACAUUUUAUGCCAAAUUACAGCGACGAGGGAAACUACACGUCCACCAUGCCCACACACAUGCCCACCAGUUCAUAUUGUGACAAAGUACUCACUAGCCUGCAAAAACAUUCGUUUCUCCUCGCUCCUCGCCGCUGGGGGAGUUCAGCGAAGAGGAACGUCUGCGACUCAGCGACAGAAAUUCCAUACUGAUGACCAUGGUUUUGCCAGGCUCAUGUCUCAUGCGUAAAUACGUACAAUGGUCUGCUCCUUGAAGGUGAAAAUCACUAUCACCUACCUAUUUGUGUUUCUUAAUGUCACCACUGUGUAAAAAAUAUCCUAUAAUAAUAAUAAUAAUAAUGAUAAUAAUAAUAAUAAUAAUACAAGAAUUUAUAUAGCGCCAUUUCCGUGAGCUCAAUGCCGCUUUGCAAUAAUCGUAAUUCUAAAAAAAUAAAAUAAAUAAAAAUAUUUGGCUUAUUACAGAGAAUAUAUAACAGUUGUAGGAAUAAAUUUCUCAAAAAUAAGAUACAAUCAACUUAGCUUGCUAAGAUUAACUAUAAGGAAAAUAUAUACAAUAAAAGAAAAAAGGGUGGCAACUAACUAAUAAAAGCUUCUCUAAAAAGUAGUGUUUUAAUCUUAUUCUUAAAAACAUCAAGGUUCUGGAUUGAUCUUAUGUCAUCGGUUAGGGAGUUCCAAAGCCUGGGCGCAGCAACUUGAAAAUAUCUGUCACCGUAAAACUUGAGAUUAGAUUUGGGUGUUACAAGCAGAUUUUUUGAAGAAGAUCGUAAUUGCCUCGUCGGAGUAUAGGGCUGAAGGAGGUCUGCUAUAUAUUUUGGCGCCAUGCCAUUCAUUGCUUUGUAAUAAUAAUAAUAAUCAUCUUUAUUGAGGAAACUUUUUCAUAAAAGAUAUGGUUUUCAAAAAGGACCUCAAAACUAGAUAUCUGUUAUAAAAACAAAAAAGCUAUAAAAUUGCAAAGGGAUUAAAAAGAUACAAAAAAUGCAUAAAAAAUUAAAAAUAAGUAUAAGUAAUUUUGUACGUAAUUCGUUGUCUAACUGGUAGCCAGUGUAGUCUACGGAGAACUGGUGUUAUAUGUUCUGAGCUUCGAGUUCUAGUCACCAGUCGAGCUGCGCAGUUUUGUACAUACUGUAGCCUAUCAAUAACCGAUUGAGGUAAGCCAUAUAGAAGAGCAUUACAGAAAUCCAACUUAGAUGAAAUAAAUGCAUGAACAAGUGUCUCAGCGUUAUCCUAAGAGAGACAGUUUCUUAUCUUUGCUAUAUUUCGUAAAUGAUAGAAGGCCAUUUUUUAGGUGUUCAUAACAUGUUUCUCUAAGUUGACAUGGGAACCAAAAAUUACACCUAUAUUUCUUGCAUUAUUAGAGACUUCAAUGUAUUCACCAGCCACAUGAAUACCCUUAAUAGGUGGGUUGAUUUUGUGCUUCGGUCCGAUCACUAGGAGCUCAGUUUUAUCCCUAGAUCUGUUCGGCUUUAACAUGUUUGCAAGCAUCCAUGCAUCAAUAUCAUUUAAACAAGACUCAAUUGCUUGCACUGAAGGCGCUUGAUCAUGAAGCUUGAAUGACCAGUAAAGCUGGGUGUCAUCAGCGUAGAAAUUCAAUGACAUGAUAGGCCAUGACUUCUGACAAUGUCGCCAAGCGGGGACGUGUACAAUACAUACAAUAUAGGCGCCAGCACAGAUCCUUGGGGCACGCCACACCGCGUGCGCAAGUCCUUGCUACACGAUGUAUAAGCUAAGACGAUAAGUAGAAGUUACGACGAAAACUCGUUAGUCCAUGACAUCCCUUAAUAAUAAUGUAUCUUAUUGUAUAGGUUCCUUCUUCUCUUUUUGUCUUAUCUAUAGCUAUCUUUAAAUAUGAAUUUUGUUUUCUGUCUCUCUUUAGAAUCUUUUCCGGGUUUGUGGGAAGUACCCAUUGCGGAUUACUUCAAUGAAAAAGGAAUUUCUUGUCAUCGUAUUGACUCUUGCGCACCAAAUAUUCAGUCGUACAGACCUUUCAAGGACCUGCUUGAUUCCAAUUUCCAGCUACAUUACAAGACAAACAAGGCUCCAUUCUUCAUGCCUCUGUCAGCAGAAUGGCUUGGUGAUUUCUAUCGCCGUGAAGGUUAGUUCUAAACAUAACGGUUUCAUAAGAUUGUAAAUACUGGGGGCGGAAGUGUUUCUCUGACUUCCGACUUGUUUUGUAAUUGUGUCUCCAUAAAACAGCCUCUUUAAUAUUCUGAAUUAAUCUAUAAUGCCUCCUAGCUAGAUUUAGCUUUUUAGCUUUUUUCUAGGUGGCCUGUACCUUACUUAAGUAGUACUAUCUUUUUUUAAAGUUUUUCUUCUGUGUGUAGUAUAAACAAAGUUCUUGUCUUGUCUUGUCUUGUCUUAUAAAGAGAGUCAAAAUGAACUCUUACACGCAGCAGUCGUUUGUCUUGUAAGUGUGCAAGGCUUCUUUUCAUGCAAAAGAGGAGACAAGAGGCGGCUGAGUGUUGAAUAGCCAAAAAACGACUACUUCUGAAGGAAAUUAUUAUCCAUUUGGCAAACGCUGUCCCCGAGGGAGGGACUCCGCAUAUGAAAGGGGUGGGGAUGCUCGUCGUCUCGCUUAGGGGUGUAAAUUUCGGAUUUUGGUCUCACCUCGGGUGUUCUGGGCAAAACGCCGUCACAUUUAGCCGUGUAGGUCUCGUUUAGGGUUGCACGUGAAAAAAAUAAAAAUAAAUAUAUUGUCUGUGUUUUAACAUGGUCUCUUAUAGGGGUCAAAAAAAGCUUGGGCCAAGCACAGAUCGGUCUCCUUUAGGGUUUAAUUCAAAAUUUCCGACGAGCCUCCCCACCCUUUCAUAUGCGGAGUCCCCCCCAGUGACCCCGGGACGCUGUCUAUCUUUUGUAAGUGCGAAUUUACCCGCCAUUGUUCUUGGAGUUUAUUUCAUAUUUCUCUUCAUUUUCCUAAUUCACCACUAAAUCGGUAAUAAUGCUGUUCAGGUGAUUAUAACUUUCACUUGUUGGCAUGUCAUCAUACAUUAUUUCAAAGAGUUUUCGAGUCGACGAAACUUUUUUUUUUUACAAUUAAUCAUUUUGAUUACUUUAAGGUAGAAACUGAUUUUUUUAUUUCGUUUAUACGAAAGCAACCGAGGUCUUCCUCAGGAAAUUGACCUCCAUGGGCGACGUGUGGAUUGUGACAGUUUCCCAGGGUCUUGAGUGGAUCAAGAACCCAACAACGCUGGACAAGAUCAAAGACUUUAAACCCUGGAAAUGC
Porites lobata is the source of this 9089-nucleotide messenger RNA. NCBI's taxonomy places the organism in Eukaryota, Metazoa, Cnidaria, Anthozoa, Scleractinia, Poritidae. The record is from the annotation of a GenBank genome assembly.